Molecule: messenger RNA, 1231 nt
Organism: Hirundo rustica (Barn swallow)
Lineage: Eukaryota; Metazoa; Chordata; Aves; Passeriformes; Hirundinidae
Gene: AP3S2
Product: adaptor related protein complex 3 subunit sigma 2
Exons: 6
Coding region: 93-674 (193 amino acids)
Biological process (GO): Golgi to vacuole transport; intracellular protein transport
Cellular component (GO): AP-3 adaptor complex; intracellular membrane-bounded organelle; membrane coat
Source: RefSeq, a predicted model, not a curated record
GCCGAGGGGCUUCCUGCGGUGCGUCUGCGGCCGCGGUGCUGCUGCCAGCGCUGCUCCCGGCCCGGCCCAGCCCGGCCCGGCUCGCCGCCGGGAUGAUCAACGCCAUCCUCGUGUUCAACAACCACGGGAAGCCGCGGCUCGUCCGCUUCUACCAGCACCUGGCAGAAGAGGUGCAGCAGCAGAUCAUCCGCGACACCUUCCACCUGGUGCUGAAGCGGGAUGACCACAUCUGCAAUUUCCUGGAGUGCGGCAGCCUGUUCGGCGGCUCGGACUACAAGCUGAUCUACCGUCACUACGCCACGCUGUACUUCGUGUUCUGCGUGGACUCCUCGGAGAGCGAGCUGGGCAUCCUGGACCUCAUCCAGGUGUUUGUGGAGACUCUGGACAAGUGCUUUGAGAAUGUCUGUGAGCUGGACCUCAUCUUCCACAUGGACAAGGUGCACCACAUCCUGCAGGAGAUGGUGAUCGGCGGGAUGGUGCUGGAGACCAACAUGAACGAGAUUGUGGCGCAGGUGGAGGCGCAGGGCAAGCUGGAGAAGGCGGAGGGAGGCCUCUCAGCUGCUCCUUCCCGCGCGGUGUCAGCCGUGAAGAACAUCAACCUGCCCGAGAUCCCCCGCAACAUCAACAUCGGGGACAUCAACAUCAAAGUGCCCAACCUGUCCCAGUUCAUGUGAGCAGCCCGUGCCGGGGGCUGACGGCUCAGCAGAGCUGGGCUCCUCCCGGGGCUCUGCCCGUGUGGCACAGCGGUGGCCGAGGGCAGGGAGCAGUGCCAGGGCUCACAGGACAGGCUGGGGGCCUCCCUCCCGCUGCACCUGGGCUCUGUUCUGCUCUCUGCUCCCCCCAAGAAGGAGGGUGCCCUGCCUUCCCCUCCCUCCAUCCAUGCAGCUUCUCCUCGCUGUGGGAAAGAGUUGACUCCUGCCUCUCCUGGGAUUCUUGGGAUUCCAGUGGUGAAAGUGUGCCUGUAGUGCCGGCUCUGCCAGGUUGUCUCCGUCCUCCCAGCCGUGGCUGUCCCCUGCCCUGGCUCUGCUCUCUGUGGUGGGCCCCAGCUGGGUGGGGGUCACUCAUGGGAGCUGCUGUGUGCCCUGGGGGCAGUGUGAGGGGGACACGCUGGAGCAAGAGGGACGGGAGCCGAGUGAUGAGGGGACGGGCAGGUGGUAGCUCACCGGGCCAGGCCAGGCUGGGGCUGCUGGAGUGUGUCCCUGUGUCCCAAUAAACUGCCCUUGAACCCGAA